AGAUAUACUGACCCACAUCCACAAGACAAGGGAACAACAUUUCACUCACACUAUUUACUCACACUAAUUGCAAUUUUUGUGAAAUAACACUAUUUUUAUACAUAAAAUACUUAAAAUAGAUAAGACCAAAACAAGUGCAUUUAUAUACAGGACCGACAAUGCACUUUGAAGAAUGGAGUACAAUACACAGCAUAACUGGGCAUAACUUAGCAUCCAUGGAUUUUAAACAGCCAAAACUGACAUGUCCUUUCGCUCUCCUUUUGCAAACCUUCUCAGUUCUUUUAUACAUUGUCUAGCACUAAAGUACAAGAUGUGUUUCUCUUCUAUGGUGAUGGGAGUUGGCACAAAAUUGUUAUAUUUUAGAAACAAAAUACAACUAUUGUGCACAAUGAGACUUACUGUAUGAUAGCCACUGGUUACUAUUUGAGUAUUUCAGCUCAUUUAUGCACAUAAUUAUCCCUGUAUAUGAUAGAGGGCUAUAAUAUGUUUGGAGGGUUUGGGUUUUUUUUGUAUUUUUAUUGUCAAAUUUUGAAAUGUGAAUGAAUACCAAUGUGACAUACAGUAAAUAAGUAUACUGAUACAGUGAUGAAAUAUAGAAAAGAAGGAUACCUAAUGUAAUGCAUAGUUUGAUGUUUAGUACAGUGAGAAUAAGCACUUCUGCCAGUGUGUAUGGUUUCACAUCCUGUGUUUAAGGAAGUCACACACUUUUUUAAAAUGUCAUUUCUUAGCACAACCGCAUUAAGACAAAACAGUAUUUUAACAGAAUUUCACUCCAUAUUAGGUAAAGUAGCUGUUGAUUGGUUUGCUGAGGAAGCUUUGGCUCUGCUGCCUCUUCUCUGUAGCUGUACAUAUAUUUUUACCAGCUUUGAUUUUGCAGCAUGGAUUUCUUUGGUGUACACCUUUCAAGAUGAUAAUGUUGGUGAUUAUUAUUAUUGUUGUUGUUGUUGUAGUUUUCUGUCAAUAAUCUCUGGAUCACAAACCAAAAGAAUACAUUUUAAACUCCAUGUGUGCACUAUGCAUUACAAUUUCCAAAUACAUGGCUCACUUUAUGCCUCUAUCACUUCAUGAAUUGAAACACAAAACAUAAAUAAAGCAAAGCCUCCUACAUGUUGAUCAUUUAUGAUAAAUGCCCUUUUAAUGCACAUUUUGCAUCAUGUUUAAUUCUUUAAAAGUUAAUUGGUGUAACAAAUUAUCCUCUUUGAGGUUUUUAGCCUUUUUUUCUGUGUGCUCAAAGGCCAAGACAUUUCUGUACUUUUUUGCAGGACUUCUGCUAGCGCAUGGUAAAAAUGCAGUUCUAUUGAACAGAGCUGAGGGCUGGCACUUUUUACUGCUAAGGUUACAGAACCACAGGUGAAACAUUUUAUUGUAAACAAAUAUAACAUCAUGAAAGACCUAAAAUUUUAAUAUAAAAUUCAAUGUUCUACAUGUAUCGUGUUUGAAAAUGCCCAAUUAUUUGUUGAUGAGACCAUUAAAAGCUUAAUAUUAUAACAUUUUGGGUUUGUUCUAUUUUUUUUAUGCAGGAGUGUAUGGGUUGAAUAGGAGGGAUAUACAUAUCAAAAUGUAGUUUGUGUGUUUGUUUUACAAUAAUAAAUCUCCUCAUUAUAAAAGUGGACCAAAUCAUUUGAAAAUGUCUGCAACUGAAACCAAAUGAAUAAUCAGUUAAGCAUAUUUUCCAUUUUAAUGGGGGAAGAGUAGUUAACAGGACUUAGGUGUGGUUUUGACCUGUCACAACUGUGAAAAUGAGGACCGGCAACAACUGGUUUGAACUGGAUAUUGAUUUGUGGUUUGUCGUAGAUAUAUAGAGGUGACAGGUUUCUGUCUCAGAUAUUGAGGUGCCUGCCAACACAGAAGUAACUGACUGAAGUGACUGCAGACAUUAAAAGGUGUACAGAGCCUACAAACACUCAUUCAAGUGUGUUUUGUAAAGAUCUGGCCAACCUGCCGGUGCAUAGAGGAUAGAGGAGUCUGACUCACACCUGAUACUGAACCUGCCUGCUCCUGAAUAAAGGCAGAGUAGGAGCGAUGGAUGAACGGAGGAUUGUGCUUCUUGGGAAAACAGGUGAUGGUAAAAGCAGCGUUGGAAAUGUGAUACUGGGUGAAAAAGUGUUUCCUACUGGAUGUUCACCCAACUCACAAACUCAAAAAUGUUCCUUUAAAACAAAAUCCAUUACUGAGAAGUUAAUAACAGUCAUUGACACACCUGGGCUUUUUGACACUAGUCUCACUUCAGAGGAACUAAACUCUGAAAUAUUACGAUGUGUUACUGAGUGUGCACCAGGCCUACAUGCAUUUGUGAUUGUGCUCAAAGUUGGAAGAUACACAAAGCACGAGAUCGAAACUGUGAAAAAAAUAACUGAAUCAUUUGGAGAGGAUGCAGUAAGAUAUGCAAUGGUGCUCUUCACCUUUGGUGAUCAACUCAUUGAGGGCCAGACUAUUGAAGACUUUGUGAAGGAGAGUAGAGUGUUACAGCAGCUUGUGAAUAAAUGUGGAGGUCGUGUUCAUGUCAUUGAUAAUAAAUACUGGAAUGAGCAACAGGAUGAGUACAGGAGCAACAGGGUUCAGGUGGAGAAGCUACUGAACACCAUAGAGGAGAUGGUGAGGGAGAAUAGAGGAGAGUGUUACACCAAUGAGAUGCUACAGCUAGUAGAUAAAGUUAUAGAUGCAGAGUGUAAGGCUUCAUGUGAGGAAGUUUAUCACGAUGCUUCUGGCUAUGUUCAAAACACCCAGUACUACAUAUUAGGUAAAGUAGCUGCUGAUUGGUUCGCUGAGGAAGCUUUGGCUCUGCUGCCUAUUCACUGUAGUUGA
Electrophorus electricus (electric eel) is the source of this 2805-nucleotide messenger RNA. The record is from RefSeq and is a predicted model, not a curated record. NCBI's taxonomy places the organism in Eukaryota, Metazoa, Chordata, Actinopteri, Gymnotiformes, Gymnotidae.